Bufo gargarizans (Asiatic toad) is the source of this 2315-nucleotide messenger RNA. RefSeq lists its product as uncharacterized. Gene Ontology annotation, molecular function: RNA-DNA hybrid ribonuclease activity; nucleic acid binding. The record is from RefSeq and is a predicted model, not a curated record. The transcript has a single exon. The coding region runs from base 1 to 1899 and encodes 632 amino acids. Lineage: Eukaryota; Metazoa; Chordata; Amphibia; Anura; Bufonidae. Gene Ontology annotation, biological process: DNA integration.
AUGCAGUGUUCUCUCUUACUUCCAGAUACGGUCACUAUCGGCAGAUGCCAUGUCCUCAAUCCAGCUUCACUCCUUCCUUUCCCUCAAGGGGGGACUCAAGAAGGGAAGGAUGACAACAUUGAUGCCACAUACUCAGAUGAUGAGUUUUAUCACGGGGAAGCCCAUGACUGCCUACAAUUAAUUGAACAAGAAACUGAGCCCCUAUGGAACAUCAAAGAAACUCCUAUUCUGGACCCGGACUUGACACUGUUUGUGGAUGGAUCUAGAUACGCAGAUGCAACAGGAAAAUUCCACACAGGAUAUGCAGUUACCUCAAUGGAAACAGUAUUACAGCAACAACCCCUUCCACCGGAUAAAUCAGCACAGGAGGCUGAAUUAAUAGCUCUGACUGAGGCUUGCAAGAUGGCAGAAGGGAAAACUGCAAACAUCUAUACUGAUUCACGUUAUGCUUUUGGAGUAGCCCAUGAUUUUGGACCAAUAUGGAAAAGCAGGAAGUUUCUGACAGCAGGAGGCACACCUGUGAAGAAUGCGGAAGCUGUGCAGGCACUGAUGGAAGCUCUAAGCCUCCCCAUACAAGCUGCGAUUUUGAAGAUCAAAGCCCAUUCAAAAGCAGAAACUCCAGAGGCCCAGGGGAAUGCUCUAGCAGACAAGGCAGCUAAAGAAGCGGCAGUGAGGGAAAUGAAGGAUCUCAGCACCAUAAUGGCUUUCGCUCCGGGUAAAGUGGCCAGGAAAGACGGUGGAAUUCCAAAGGGAUUCUUCCUCACUAAGGAGAUCUUGGAAGACAGACAACGUGAGGCUACAGAUGAUGAGUAUGAGGUGUGGGCUCGGAAAGAUGCUGGCCCAGAUGAAGAUCGAAUAUGGAGACUGGGCCACCUCCUGUGCCUACCGAGAAGUUUAUAUCCAAAUGUAGUCUGUUGGGCCCAUGGACCCACACAUCUAGGGAAGACAGCCAUGAACAAUCUCAUAUCCUCCAUAUGGUUUGCACCCGCCAUCUCCACUUACACCUCUCGAUAUGUGAACAGCUGCAUGGUCUGUGCCAAGUGCAAUCCAGGGAAGCUGGAGAAGGUUCCCACAAAGUGCCUAGCAAAACCCUUGUACCCUUUCCAAAGGAUCCAAAUCGACCACAUCCAAAUGCCCCCUGCACAGGGGUUCCAUUAUGCUUUGGUGGUUGUAGACAUGUUCUCUGGAUGGCCAGAAGCCUACCCCGUGAAGAACCAGACAGCGAAAACUACUGUGAAGAAGUUGUUGAACGAGGUGGUUUGCCGGUUCGGGGUACCUGAAGUGAUCGAGAGUGAUCAAGGGACUGCUUUCACUGCGGACAUUGCAGAGGAAAUAUGGACAGCUCUGGGAACGCACUUGGCCUUUCAUACACCAUACCGACCACAAAGCAGCGGAAAAGUAGAGAGAAUGAACGGUACUCUGAAACUAAAGAUGCUGAAGAUGGCCCAAGAGACUGGCAAACCAUGGCCAGAAACCCUUCCAAUUGCCCUGGCCAGUGUUCGCCAUACUCCCAGGGGAAAAGAGAAACUAUCCCCCUUUGAGAUCCUAUUUGGUAGUGCCCCUAAGCUAGGACAGUAUUUUCCAGAACAGCUUGCAUUACAGUAUGACUGUCUAGCUGAUUAUGUGAUUGCUCUUUGUAAACAUUUGACUGAUCUACAUUUUCGAGUUUUUUCUUCAAUUCCAGAUCCUGAACAGAUUCCUGGAAGUCACAAGUUGCAGCCCGGAGACUGGGUCCUGGUAAAGAAACACGUCAGAAAGACACUGGAACCCAGAUUUGAGGGGCCUUACCAAGUACUGCUCACCACAGCUACCUCAGUGAAACUUGAGGGAAAAAAGACUUGGAUACACGCAUCCCAUUGUAAAAGAACCACGAAUCCUGACCCACCUCCUGAACAAUGAUGAUAUCCUUUUUCAUUCUAUUCAUCAUAUGGGGGGGUUAUGUAAGCUCAGACAAAUGUUUCUACAAAGAUGUGUGCCCAAAACCUCCGCUGAAAUGUCAUUUUUGGGAACCACAUUCAGACAGAAGUCCUUUAGUCUUCUGGGUCAACUUAACCAAAGAACUUCAAGUAUAUGACUUUGAUUACUGUGAUGUUGCUGAUUGCAGAUGUUAUGAUUUGAUGACCAUACAGGAGUAUAAACUGUUCCAAUACUAUAUCUGUGUUACUGAAGCAGGUAACUCUUACUGUUCCUCCUGGUCUAAUGUCAUCACUAACACAGGGGAAGAUUGGGGAUAUAGGCCCCAAAAGGCUUUAAAAAGUAAGGAUAAACCGGGAAAGAACCUGAUACAUAGAAUGCGUUUAUUUGACAGAAAUGUG